GAAAGGCCGUGUGAGUGGAGUAAAAGAAUUGUGGAAUAAAUAAAGAGCUGAAACGUUUUGCGCGCUUUUUUUUAAGAAAAUAAAGAAGAAAGAUAAUUAUGUUUGUUAAAGGAAAUAAUAAACUAUACGAUUAUUUAAUAAGUUAAAUAGUUUAUUAAUAAAUGUUAAAAUAAAAUCGAAAACAAAAACUUUGCAAAAUUUGGAAGAGAAGCAAAAAAAAAAUUUUUUCAACGAGUCAUUAUUAAAAGAGUUUUUGUUGUUGUACAAAAAGAGUGAGCUAGACAGCAUGACAGUAAUAAACGACAGAAAAGAGUGAGAUAAAAUUAGAGUGAAAAAAAUUGAUUUUUUUAAUAAAGGCAAAAAAAAAGUGAUUUAGCAAGUAAAUAAAUAACAAAUUGUGCAAAAACUAAGAAUUUUUUUUUUCUGCGAAGAAAAAGAAAACAACAAAACAAAAUUUAAUUGAGUUUUUAAGGGAAAAAUAUUCGCAUAUGAUUUUUUGAAUGAUGUCCACGGAUGGUACACAACAAGCCGUUACAGUCACGGUUAAAGUGGACGAUACGAUUUCCGGUGGUGGUGGUAAUAGUAGUGGCUCUGGAACGGGUGGCGGCAAGUGUCAUCAAAUGUCUUCCCUGACACCACGUUUUACCCAUGAAGAAAAGGAAAUCCUUUAUACACUAUUUCAUCAGCAUGAGGAAGUGAUUGAUAUCAAAUUUCGCAAAAAACAACGUUCCAAGUACUCGGUACGCGAGGCCUGGGAACAGAUAGUGCGCGAAUUUAAUUCAACACCGGGCGUUAGUGCUAUGCGUAAUUUGAAGCAGAUACAAAAAUUUUGGUUAAAUGCCAGACUACGCAAACAGUAUCCCUUUCGCAGUGGCCAACAAAAACAAAACUCGAAUAAUGACAACAACACAAGUCACAUAAUGAAAGAUGAUGAACAUCAUGUCAUCAAAGAUGAACCCGAAUUUCAUAUUUCCAAUAAUGAAAACUCCGAACACAAUGAACAAAAUGAAUCUUUCGAAGAAAUGGAAAUGGAGACGAGUGGUGUCAAUGAUAUCGAAGAAGAUCCUUUAGAUGCUCAGCAGCAGCAACAACAACAACAGCAGCAGCAACAGCACCAACAACAACAACAGCAAUUACAACAACAAGUAGCACAAGCUGCCACCAUACAUACCCAACAAAUAAGUGUAGAUCAAAUAUCGGCCGAGAAGUUGACACUUAAUGAUCUAUUGCAGUUUAAAACCAACAGACCUAGAGAAGAGAUAAUAUUACAGAUAAAGCAUCCGGCAGAUACCACUGGUACCCAAAUAACCAUACCUUCCCCCUCACCCACACGCAUUACCAUACCCACUCAUCAUCAGCCGCAGCAGCACACCAUGGCCACCAUUACGGCCAAUGGUUUUAAUCAACAGAUCAUUAGCGAAAUCAAACCCCAACAAAUCACUUUGGCUCAGUAUCAGGCUCAACAACAGCUGCAGCAACAGCAAUUGGCUCAACAACAGCAGCAACAAUUGGCACAACAGGCCCAGCUGGCUGUACUGCAGCAGCAGCAACAACAGGCUCAACAACAACAGCAGCAACAGGCUGCUGCCGCCGCUGUAGCAGCCGCAGCUGCUGCUCAACAGCAACAUCAACAACAGCAGCAGCAGCAACAACAACAACAACAGCAGCAACAGCAACAAGUUAAAAUGCAACUACAAACACCCACCUCACAAUUUGCCACCGCUACACCCACAUUCACUUGUACCACCUUCAGUGCCUUGCCCACGGCGGCUGUGGCAGCUGCUGCAGCAGCCAACACACAACACACUAACACCUUAACUACAAACAAUCCUAAUAUUGCCACUCUCACCGCCAAUAAUCCCACUUUGACGGCUAACUUGUUAAACUCAACAGCCCCCAUAGCCUCCAACACUGCCGCCCAGGAUUCAUAUGAAGAAAAAAUCAACUAUUUCAAGCUAAAAGAGGCAGAAUUACGCUAUAAAGAGCAACAGGUUGCUUUAGAGAAAAAGAAAAUCGAAUUGACUCAUGCCCAAGAUCAACUAAAACAUUUGAGAGAAGUCCAUCGUUUGCAGGUGGAAGAAUUGAAAAUGAAAAUACGUAUACUACAGGAAGAGGAGAAGCAAUUGCAAAAAUCCUCCUCACCCUUGGGUAGUUAAAGGGUUUAACUAUUUCUUUUAAUAUUUUAUUAAAAUUUUAAGUUUUUUUUUUAAACUGUGUGUUUAGUUUUUCUCAAUUUUUUUCUAUCUAAUUAUUUAUAAAUAGUUAUUAAGUCAUUUAUUUGUUUAAGAUUUUGUGUGUGUUUUUUCUGAAAAAGAAAAUAUUAUUAUAGUAACCACCCCCUCCCUCUCCCUGCUCAUAUUAUAUUUUAAAUGUUUAAAAAAAAAAAUUUAACUAAAAUGUAUGUUUAACAUAACAUAGUGUAUUUUGUAUAUUAGUUUAUAUAUUUGUAAUUUUAAACCACAAAAGAUAAAGAAAUUAACAUUGUUUAAUUUCCGUAUUUGUUUAAUAUUAAAAAAAACUGAUCAAAAAUAAUCAAAAAAUUUCAAUUGUGAAAAGAGAACAAAUUAAAAGCAAAUAAAUACUGGAAAAUUAAGUAAAAAAAGUAAAUAAAUGCAGCAAGAAAAAAACGACUACAAA
This is a messenger RNA of Lucilia sericata (common green bottle fly), 2637 nucleotides long. RefSeq names its product regulatory protein zeste (gene z). Gene Ontology annotation, cellular component: SAGA complex. Lineage: Eukaryota; Metazoa; Arthropoda; Insecta; Diptera; Calliphoridae. The record is from RefSeq and is a predicted model, not a curated record. Bases 501 to 2156 code for a protein of 551 amino acids. Gene Ontology annotation, biological process: regulation of transcription by RNA polymerase II. The transcript is spliced from 3 exons. Gene Ontology annotation, molecular function: transcription coregulator activity.